CACCCUCACUUUGUUGCCCGCGUGUCGGUUCGUAAGCGCAGCACUCGGUCCGUUCCCUCGUUGCACGGAACCUUUGGAAUCCAAUCCACGAAGACACAACAGGAGGCAAUCUUUGGCGGCUGUGUACAGGCUGUAGCAAAAGCGAAAGCACCCGCACCCGCCGCCACGACAAGAACCGAAUCAGAGCAAGAKAGCCGCACGAUUCCCCAACGGCACUGGCAUCAACUGCUUUCUUCUCGUCCUUCAAUCACAAGACACCAUGAAGAUUAUCAAUGAAAUGAAGAAGAAACUCCACCUGGAGAGGGCCCGGGAAGAAAUGGAAGAAAUAAAGAAGGACGCCGAGAUGAUCCUGAACAAGCUCAUCUACGCCCGCCCACUCAAGUUCACGAAGCAUUUCGAKYACCGUCGAAAGGCCACCGAGGGCGUCGAUCAGGAGGAGGAGGAGCUGCGAGAGUCCAACCUGGAAGCCAGCGAAGAAGCCUUCCUGGUGUCGGUUGUGGAAAACCACUCGGAUUUCGUCCUUUCCAACCUGGAGGCCUCCGAGAUMCAGAGGCUGGUGCGGGCCAUGGAGAAGCACACCGCGGCCGCCGGGGACGUAUUGAUUCAGCAGGGGGACACGGGCGAUUACCUGUACGUWGUGCGGGAGGGCACCGUCCGGUUUUUGGUGGACGGGGAGGACAAGGGCACCGCAUCGGAGGGAGCCGUCGUGGGGGAGCUGGCGCUCCUCUACGACUGCCCCAGGGCCGCAACCGUUCGGGCCGACACGGAUUGCGUCCUCUACCGGGUCUCGCAGGAAACCUUCCGGAGGAUCCAGGCCUCMUUUAUCCUCUCCAACGACGACGAAACCCGGACCCUCCUCAAGAAGUCGACGCUCUUUGCCAAUCUCCACGACGACCUCAUCCGGGAAAUGGCCUCGUACAUGUUCCAAAAGAAGUUCACCAAGGGUCAAAUCCUCGUCGAGAAGGRCCAGGACGUCGACGAGAUCUAUUUCGUGAAACGCGGAACGAUCCUCGGCCGUGACGUGAGCGCGAGGGGCGUCGAAUACGCGGACAUUACUUUGGAGCCGGGUGGCACCUUCGGAGACCAUGCCGUGCUGAUGAAUCACCCUGCUUUCGCGACGRUCGAGKGUUUGACGGAUGGGGUGGUGUACGUGCUGACAAAGGAACGCUUUUUCACGUGCCUCAAAGGAAUAGACCUGCAYGAGAUGGUCCAGAGGAAYGCUGACAGUCAGAUUUUGGUGGGUGUUUUUCUUUCCAUGUCACAUUCGCCGUUGCAAUUCAUGCUGCAGUAUAGACAUUGUAUUGCAUUGCGUGUUUUGUGAAAUGUUGAUCGAAUAUGGUUUGCUUGCUGGCUGACUUUGACUUGUUCGAAGAGAAGCGAAACAUGGUGUGCUGCUACUCGCUCCUUGGGGCUUUGUCCACAAAACUCACCCGCCUCCUUUCUGCCUUGCCGUUUGCUCUCAUUCAUGGCACAAACCGACGAAAUCCGGCCCUCGAGCAGCACCUGCUCCCCUUCUUUGCCUAUGCGGACAUCGACGACGUCGAGAUUAGGGAAAUGGUGAAGAAAAUGGAACACGUUACCCUCGAACCGGGGGACACCCUCGCUACCCUCGGGGAGGAGGUAGAACCUGCGCUCUACGUCGUCAUGACCCGCAGCRAAGACCACGGGUACCUCCAGUCCACCAAGGAUGGUGUUGUGAUCAGAGAUGUUAGGGCCGGGGAGGCAAUGGGUUUUGGAAAAGCAACCAUCAACAUUUCAAACAUUUCGCAGAGCGAGAGCUGCGAGGCGGCGGCCCUGUACGGAUCGAAARAGGGUUKGGUCGAGCUAGACACGACCGAUGCCAUCAAGGAGUCCAAACACAACAUGUUGGUACACAACAAGGUUGUCUCGCAAUUCACCGUCGUCGCCAGGGGAACUGGCACGGUCCACCUGAAGAAACUGACGCUYAAAGACCUCAGCAAAAUCAUUCACGAUCCCUUCCGCCUCGGCAAGGACUACMGGGUUAACGGAAGCAAGAAGACGGAAGUUACGACCGACGUUCUCCAGCGCAAGCAACUCCUAGGCCAGGGGACCUUCGGACAGGUGUGGCUGUGCCGGGAAAAAAGAAAGGGAGACCCGUACGCACUCAAAAUACAGUACAAACGGGAACUCAUACAGCAACACCAGGCCGACGGCGUCAUCCGCGAAACCCAUAUUUUGCAGAAAAUGCACCACCCCUUCGUGGCGGGCCUUGUCAACGCCCAGCAGGACGUGAGCUGCCUUUACCUGGUGAUGCCCCUCGUCCCGGGAGGGGAGCUCCGCCAGCAGAUGCGUUCCAGCACCCGGCCGUACCUGGAGGAGCCCAAGGCAAAGUUUUACGCGGCCUGCUUGCUCGAGGGACUURGCUAUAUGCACCGUCGGAAGUACAUCUACCGUGACCUCAAGGGAGAGAACGUGAUGCUKGACAGAGAGGGAUACUGCGUCAUWAUCGACUUUGGAUUUGCCAAGUACGUCCCCGAUAAGACCUUUACCUUUUGCGGGACGCCUAUUUUCAUUGUGAGUAACAACUUUCGUUUCUAUUUCGUUGUGUGUGAAUCGAACCGAAUCGAUUCAAUUGAAGGGCCAUUGCCUCGAAUCAAUUGCAUUCGCCUUUAUCCAGCCAAGCUCAGCACUUUCUCUCACAUUUAUUUUGCAUUCCUGUCGUUCAAAAAUUAUUGCGCUUGCAUUGCAGGCCCCAGAAGUUGUGCUGAACAAGGGUCACGACAAAUCGGCCGACAUUUGGUCUCUGGGCGUCAUGAUCUUCGAAAUGCUGAUGGGGACGAACCCCUUUUUCGAUUACAACGAUCCGACUAUCGACCAACGGAAGCUCUUCAAUCGUAUCGUCAGGGGUCAGAUCCAGGUUCCCCGACAGCAGGCCUCCAUCGACGCCUUCGAUCGAUUGAGCGAUGAUGCCAAGGACUUGAUCAAGAAACUAUUGGUGGUGAACGUCCGGGACCGACUGGGAUGCAUGGCCAAUGCCGACCUGGACAUCAGAAACCACCCCUGGUUUGCCAACGAGAAAACAGGCAUCGAUUUUGGUAAGCUCUACCGGAAGGAAAUUCCCGCUCCGUGGGUGCCGGUGCUCUCGGACCCCUUCGACAGCACCAAUUUUAAGCACACGAGUGCACGAAGCAAAAAAGGGCUGAAACCACUCACCACGGAAGAGCAAAAGCUGUUCGAAGACUUUUGUUAAAUCGGCCAUAGCAUGCUUGURUUCCACAGGCCAUAAGUACUUACYAAC
Pseudo-nitzschia multistriata is the source of this 3259-nucleotide messenger RNA. NCBI's taxonomy places the organism in Eukaryota, Bacillariophyta, Bacillariophyceae, Bacillariales, Bacillariaceae. The record is from the annotation of a GenBank genome assembly.